UGUGUUCUGUCAUAAUCGUUAUUCAAAGUGAAUUCUUAUUUCUCUUGUUAUAUAUAAUUUUCGUAGAUAUUAAAAAUUAAUAUGUAUGUAUUAAAACAAAAUAAUUUGAGCCAAUUGCUAGCUUGUCGUGGCUGCUUAGCUACUGAUGUUAAACUUUAUGAUUUAUUUGAGAACAAACUGUGGGAACAGUUCGCAAGAUUCGUCGGUGUUCCGGUACUAGCUGGUGAUGGAUAUCCUCACCACCUUUGCAGCAUAUGCGCUGUAUACCUACAGAAGUUCAUAGCAUACAGGAGCAUCUAUAGGAAAGCACAGAACAUGCUAGAAGAAGCUGAGCUACGAGGGAUAAGAAUAACAACUUCAUACAUACGAAAGAUGGAUCGCAAAAAGCAUAUAUUCCUCAACUAUAUUAAAAAGGAGUUAUUCAACAUUGAUCUAUUAAAUCCAGAUGGAGACAUCGUAGAGGCUGUACACUCUCAUGAAAAUUCUGACGAAGCGAUAGACACAAAUGAAGAUUACAAAGCUAAUUGUACAGUUACAAAACAGGAAUAUAUCUAUGAUAAAAGUCUGAGCGGUAACGGUACAGAGUUCGUGCCGGUUGGUAAUAAACUUGUAACUGAAACAGAUUGCAUUAAAGAGUUUCUAGAAAAUUUCACCGAAACUAACGAUAUAUUUGAAACCAAUAAUGAAAUUGAUAGUAACAAUACUACAGUAGAUCUAACAAGCGAAGAUUUGAAAGAAAAUCCAGAAAUACCCGCUAAAAGGAAGAGAUUAACUAAAAAAGUUGUUCCAAUAACAGAAGGGAAUGUUAAAAGAAAGAAAGCUAAAAAGCGAGACGUAGCUGAUAUAACCAAAGAGUUUGCAGAUCAACAUAACUUUAACUUAACAGUGUACACACGUGAGCAGCAAAUUGAGCAAAUAAAAAUGUUAAAAGAAAUGCCAACGAGUAAAUUCCGUUGCGAUUACUGCGGUAUAGGGUUCAAGAAUAAAAAUAAACUGUUGAAUCAUUACAGAAGUAAACAUGACGCGUUGCUUGGGGAUUAUGUAUGUAGCAUCUGUCAUACACGGUUUCGUGAGAAAGACUAUCUGUACAGUCAUAAUGUAGCAGUUCAUAGGUUCAAAUUUGUGUGCAAAAUUUGCGGUUUCAACACACGUGCUCGACUUACAGCUAAAGCGCAUUCAGAAUUCCACGCGGGGAAAACAUUCACGUGUGAAUGCGGGAAGUCGUUUGUUCAUGAGACAACUUAUUUAUCGCAUAGACGAUUGACGCAUACGGCUAAGCUUAUCAGUUGCGAUUAUUGUGGUGAAUCGUUUAUUGGCGAAAGAGGUUUGCGCACCCAUAAACGGAAGAUACAUAGCGAUGUUCUAGAAGAGUCUAUGGUGAAGUGUGGUAAAUGUAACAGUAACUUUAGAACUGAGGAUGCGUUGACAAAACACCAUAGUUUGAGUUGCGGCUCGUACAAUUGUGUGAACUGUGGCGAUGGGUUUGCCACGGAAAAUCUUUUAAAAUACCACCUACUACAGAAUCAUAAUCAUAGAACGAGUUCGGAGAAGCUCAGUGAGUGUAACACGUGUAAGGUUAAAUUUCACAAUCCUGCAGCUUUGUUUAGGCAUUCGGUUGAUAGAUGCGGCGAUGUGGUACCCUGCGUGCAGUGUGGUAUAGGUUUUGCCACAGAAUUGGACAUGAACGAACAUCUCAAUGUGCAUUCGACUGAAGAAUAUAAAUGCGAAGUGUGCCAGAAAACCUUCAAAUUUGCACACAAUUUCGCUGAGCAUUAUGCCCGCCACGCCCCUAAGAAUGCAGCUCAGAGAGGUCUCCGGAAGAAGCGGAGGCCGAAGAACACCAAACGAGUCAUGUGUGAAGUCUGUGGACAGCUUAUCUUGGAGUGUGGGUACCCGAUGCAUCUUAAAAUCCACUCGGGCGAGAGAGAAUACAAGUGUACAUUGUGUCCAAAGCGAUUUAGAGUACCUCUAUCGCUGCAGUUUCAUAUGCGCGUACACACAAAUGAGAGACCGUAUGAAUGUGAUUACUGCCAAAAGAAGUUCAAACUGAGAGCUGCAAUCGUCAGACAUAUCAUGGCCGUACAUUUUGGAGUGAAGCCGCACCAAUGUCACUUAUGUCAAAAAUCCUUUACAACGUCCACGUGCGUGAAAAUGCACAUCAAGACUGUACAUAUGAAGAUUCCUUUGCCUCCGCGAAUUAGAAAACGAACACCCAAGUCUACAGAGUAGGGCAAAAGCGCGGGAAAAAUAUCUGCGUACAUAUUUAACAAAUAUUUUUUUUUAUUGUAAUCUGCCGAAAAUCACAGAAGCCAUUCAAAAGUAUUUUGAAUUCUUAUAAUAUUUAUAUUCUGUAAUGAAAUUUAAAUAAAUUAAUAUAUAUAUAUAAUGUACUAAGUCGCAACACCCAUUUAGAUAUUCUGUUGUAAUAUUGCAAUAAUUAAGAAAAAAAUGCGCGGCAAAAUUAUUUGCGCCAGAAUAUGAAACAAAAAAAAUAUCUGUACACCUAUAU
Molecule: messenger RNA, 2509 nt
Organism: Achroia grisella
Lineage: Eukaryota; Metazoa; Arthropoda; Insecta; Lepidoptera; Pyralidae
Product: zinc finger protein 184-like
Exons: 7
Coding region: 82-2229 (715 amino acids)
Biological process (GO): regulation of DNA-templated transcription
Cellular component (GO): nucleus
Molecular function (GO): RNA polymerase II cis-regulatory region sequence-specific DNA binding; zinc ion binding; DNA-binding transcription factor activity, RNA polymerase II-specific
Source: RefSeq, a predicted model, not a curated record